AUGCUGACCCUGGUUGGUUCGUUACUGGUGGUCAAUGCACCCACUCUGGAGAUCUCGACAGGACUUGCCUCGAAGGCGAACUGGCAGGUCAUGAACCUGUCCACCCCAGCGAACUACUUCCAUGCGCUGCGCCGGCAGCAGCACCGUGAUUUCAGGAAGCCCAUGAUCGUCGCCUCGCCGAAGAAUCUCUUCCGCCUGCGUCAGUGUGUGAGCCCUCUUGCUGAUAUGGAGGCCGACACUCGUUUCCAGCGCCUCAUCGGCGAGCGCGACCCGGAGAUUGCGGGAAACCCUGAUAAGGUGGAGCGCCUCAUCUUCUGUAGCGGCAAGAUCUACUACGAGCUGGUUGCUGAGCGAGAGAGGCUUGGCCUCAAGAACGUGGCCAUCGUCACCAUCGAGCAGCUGGCACCCUUCCCCUUCGACCGGGUGAAGCAGGCUGCUGAAGUGAUUCUGUAG
Molecule: messenger RNA, 453 nt
Organism: Symbiodinium natans
Lineage: Eukaryota; Dinophyceae; Suessiales; Symbiodiniaceae
Source: the annotation of a GenBank genome assembly